Ostrinia furnacalis (Asian corn borer) is the source of this 2646-nucleotide messenger RNA. RefSeq names its product Hermansky-Pudlak syndrome 1 protein (gene HPS1). Gene Ontology annotation, molecular function: guanyl-nucleotide exchange factor activity. The coding region runs from base 89 to 1858 and encodes 589 amino acids. Gene Ontology annotation, biological process: vesicle-mediated transport. NCBI's taxonomy places the organism in Eukaryota, Metazoa, Arthropoda, Insecta, Lepidoptera, Crambidae. The transcript has 11 exons. Gene Ontology annotation, cellular component: BLOC-3 complex. The record is from RefSeq and is a predicted model, not a curated record.
UAAUUUUUNGGAUUUGGAUUGAUUUGGAUACAAAUAAAUUUUCAUUUCGUUGUGUAAAAUUAUAUUUUGCUGAUAUAUUUUUUUUAAAAUGAAAGCAACGUUAAUAUUUGAUAGUGUAAAUGAUUUGUUGUUUUCAAAAUGGGAUGAUACUUUCAUACAACGCAUGAAAUGUUUCAAUGAACAGGAAACUGAAGGCAUAUCGGACAGUUACAAUGUGUCCCAAUUACUGUCUCCUAUCAUUACAUCUCAACGCGUCAUGGCUGCACAAUUUGGGAAUACUUAUUCUUCAAUGCAGUGCAAAGACAACACUACUAUUGUUUUCGAUGAGUGGCUAGACCAUGUCUUCAUGAUCAUCAGCGAGGAUGAUGUAGAUGAUGCUCAUAGGGAGCUCCUGGACUGUAAAACUUAUGUGCAACAUAUUUGUGGACAAAACAUUAACCUCUUACAGUCCUGUGUGUAUCAAGACUGGCUAUCAGUCUUAUUAGAUUGUAGAACCAAGGGUGAUUCUAUUCCUGGAGCCAGUGGAAUGAUUGGUGAGAGUGGUGCUACAGGAGCGGCUCUUAAUGCUCUAAAAGCUGCAGCCAAAGACAUCAAGUGCUCACCACACCACCACUACCAUCUGAUGCUGUAUGUAGGGGACAAGAUAUUAGCUCUCUACUCUAGCCGUGGCAGUGAGGACUUGUCUGCUCCUGAUUUGAUUCUGAUGAGUAACCAGUGUGUGGCUGCCCAGGAGUAUUGGACUAAUGUUGAUGUUGGGGAAAAUGGGUCUCACAAUUCCAUUCAUUUGCCUUGGCUGUCUGAGGAGAACAGUGCCAUUGUGAAUCUGUGCGCAGGUGCCACAUGCAGCCCAUGCGCGCCAUACUCAAUGCACAUUGCAGAAGUGGCACCUAGGAUAACUUUUGUAGCUCUCAUUGACAUGGAUUUAAGGGAAGUGGGCAUUGCUGUACAUAUGUCAAGUCAAAUUUUGUCUAAUUUAAGAAGACUUUUAUUACAAAGAAACUUGGAAUUACUUCCAACAACCCUUGACUCUUUGGAAGCUGCAUUAAAAAAGACAACAGACGCAUUACGUAAAAACAAAGCACACUCGAACCUCUGCGCUCGCGUGACGUCACGCAUGCUGGAGCUACGCAAGUCUUGCACCACGACCACGCCGCUGACUCCCGAGACUGCUGCCACAGCCAUGCACACCGCCCUGGAGGCCGUCAUCGAACUCCUCAAGCCAGACAUCCCCAGCCUCAAACUGGACCAAGCGCUUAAGAACUUAAGAACCAUUUUAGCGCCAUACGUCGAGUUUCUAAGAGUGAAAGCGAUGAGAUACUUCAGCCUUGGAUCGGGCGAGGCGGACAGUGGUUCCCUAACGCUGCACAAGUAUGUGGAGGAGUUCCCUGGACUGGUCCACUUCGUGUACGUGGACCGAGCCACGGGCCGUUUCCUGGCGCCCGACAUGGCCGACUGUGUUGACAUGCUCUCAGCGGACACCGUGCGCGCAAUAAUAGCGCGCAGCUUCGCCGUGAUCCGGGAAGGCUACACGGCGGCGACGUGGCGGCGCGGCGCAUUGCACGCGUGCUGCGUGACCUGGUGGGAGCGGCGCGGCGCGGCCGUGCGCCCCGCGCGGGCCCCGCACCCCGCCGCCGUGCGCGCGCUGCCGCCGCCGGGGGACAUCCGCGGCGCCUUCUACAGGCAACUCACGGAACAAGCGUUUCCCACGGACAGCCAAGGAGUCAGCAUGAAGGAGCUGAUCUGCGUCCACUUAGGGCUGCUUCCCGCGUCGACGGCCGUGCAGCAGGCGAGACGACUCGCGCACUCCGUCCACGAGCUGGCGGGAGACAACCCUGCUGUCGCGGCUGAUCUGCUCUAGAUUGUAACUAUAGUCGUUAUAUUUAAGAUUAUAGGGAUCAUAACUGAGAGAAAAAGCAUACUAUGCGUUGCGGCGGCGUUGCGUAAGCGUUGCGUAGCCACGAUAGCCGAACGGUGAAGGGGUCGGACUGGCCGACUCGUGAUCCGGGGAACGCGAGUUCGGUCCCCUCCGCCGCUUGACUAUUGUGGUGAGCUCACUCGUGAUACAAACAUAUUUAGCUUAGUACGAGGGGACUAUUACUAAUUUGUGCUUGAGUAAUAACAAAUUACUAAUAAUCUUUAAAAAAACUAACAGAAAUAUUUGUAGCGGGCCGCGCCACGCGAUACGGCUAAAUCUUUGCGGUGUAGCGCCGCAACGCAUCGUGUGCUUUGGCUCUUGAGUUGGUACCUGCGGUAGUGGAAAGGAUGAUUAUGUGACGUAGUAACAAAGAUGUCACGGUAUUGACGCACAUCUGCCCCGUUUACGAACGACUUGUUGUGUCAGUUCCACAGAUCUGUGGUCAGUUCAGACUGCUCCGACACACAAAAAACAAAAAAGGGGACUGAUAUCUCGAUGACGUUUUGACAUUACAACAGACACCGCUCUAUUAUGGCAGGAACCGAUUCAGUUAUCCGCUUUACAUGUAGUAUGAUAGGAAGCUAUAUAUUUCCAUUCCACUGUAUUUGUAGAUUUUUCCAUUUAUUAUUUCCAACGUAUAAAUAUAACAGUAACAGCUUGAUAGUAUUAUUAAAACUGCGAUUGGUUGACGUGAAUUUCGCCAACCGAAUUAUCAGUAGAGUAAGGAAUAG